This is a messenger RNA of Penicillium odoratum, 1251 nucleotides long. RefSeq names its product mitochondrial 54S ribosomal protein mL38. The transcript is spliced from 2 exons. The record is from RefSeq and is a predicted model, not a curated record. The coding region runs from base 1 to 1251 and encodes 416 amino acids. Lineage: Eukaryota; Fungi; Ascomycota; Eurotiomycetes; Eurotiales; Aspergillaceae.
AUGGCCCAUUGUGAGCGGGCAUCGAAGCCGCUGCUUCAAUGUCUUCGCAAUUCCUACACCAGAAGCCUCGCGGGCAUUCAGGUCCAGUCCCGCGGCUUCCAGUCAACCGCCGGCGUUGCGGACGCCCAAUCCGAACAGACCCAGCCGUUCCAUAAAUCUCCGGAUCCAGCCCUUGUCUCAAGUCCUCGAUUGGAACGACGAUUGAUGCGACAGGGUACUGCUCCUAUUGGAUCCCGUCGUCGCCGUGCUGCGUUGCAAAGCGCCGGCAGCCUCCCUUUCGAGCAACUCCCAUACCAAUGUUUCCAAGAAGCACGAAAGGUUCUUCUCGCAGACAGAGCAGAGAAGUUAGAGGAGAUUGAAUCGAUGCGGCAAAAGAUUGCGCGAGUGGAGGCACAACCGGUUGAACAGGCCGGGGAGAUUUCGCGCAAGUCUCGCCUGACCGCUAUGCAAUUGCACCUGGAGAAGCUCAAGAUCUUGGCCGACAUCAAUGACCCAUUGGUGAAGCGGAAGUUUGAGGACGGUCAAGGCGACAUGAGCAAACCCAUCUACCGUUACCUCGCCGACCGCAAAUGGCGUGAAUACCGUCGGAAGAUUUUGGUUCAGCGUAUUACACAGAUGAAUGUCGUUCCGGAUGUUCUACCCCAAUGUGAUCCGACUGUGGAGACCAAGCUGUACUUUGGAAAGCGACAGGUUGGGCCUGGUGAUUUUGUCCUCGCAAAGGACAGCACCACAGCACCCAAGCUUGACAUUCAAAUGUUUGAACGUGGUGAGAAGCUCGUUACUAUUGCUGUUAUCGAUCCAGAUGUUCCCAAUGUCGAGGCAGACAGCUUCGAUUACAAGAUGCACUAUCUCGCCGUCAAUGUGCCCAUCUCGGCCGUUUCCACCAAGGUCGAUCUCUCCCAGCUCUCCACAGACUCCCAGGUCGUUCUUCCCUGGGAAGCACCCGUUGCCCAGAAGGGUAGUCCUUACCACCGACUCUCUGUCUUCAUCAUGGAGCAGAAGGACUCCCAGCCGCUCGACUUUGCAGCCAUCAAGGCCAAGGAGACUGAGCGUGAGAACAUGCUUAUGCGUACCCUCCAGGCUCGCUACCACCUCAAGCCCAUUGGAGCCCACCUGUUCCGCACCCAGUGGGAUGAGACUACACUGGAAGUCAUGAAACAGAUCGGCUUCAGCGACGCUGAUGUUGAGCUGCGCCGGAAGAAGGUUGAGCCUCUUCCUUACAAGCGGAGAAACCCCUCUUCCUUCCGGUAG